Molecule: messenger RNA, 1432 nt
Organism: Charadrius vociferus (killdeer)
Lineage: Eukaryota; Metazoa; Chordata; Aves; Charadriiformes; Charadriidae
Product: TSC22 domain family protein 1
Exons: 2
Coding region: 1-276 (91 amino acids)
Biological process (GO): regulation of transcription by RNA polymerase II
Source: RefSeq, a predicted model, not a curated record
AUGAUUGAAAAAUCUGUUGAUCUGGUAAAGAGUCACUUGAUGUACGCGGUGAGGGAGGAAGUGGAGGUCCUCAAAGAGCAAAUCAAAGAGCUGAUAGAGAAGAACUCCCAGCUGGAGCAAGAAAACACUCUGCUAAAAACACUUGCCAGCCCGGAGCAGCUUGCCCAGUUCCAAGCGCAGCUGCAGACUGGUUCCCCACCUUCCUCUUCCCAGUCACAAGGGACAACACAGCAGCCUGCUCAGCCGGCAUCACAGGGGUCAGGGCCUUCAGCGUAGUUCAAGAUGUCAUCGCCAUCGUGAUCACUGGCCUCUGGACUGCCCAGAGCAAGAAGGACUAGCGGGAAUCCGCCACAGCCACCCUUCAUCCAUUUCAGUGCACAUUGCCACCCAGACUGAGGACUCCAUGCCUUGCACACAUGAGGAGAGGCUUCUCCCCCCGCACUCAUCUGUCUCUCUCUUCCUUCCCUUCCCCCUUUGGCUUGAAGGAGUCUUUGUUCUUAGGUUGGUUGAAUAAAAUAAACUUCUUCCAGAGAAUUAGCACAAGUACACUGGGGACUUGAGCAGCUUCUGCAAAUGGCUGAGAAACGAAGCUGCAUGCCUGAAUUUUUUCAGUUUGUUUUUAAAUCUUCCACUCAUCCAGUGAUAUAACUGAUACAAGUGCUUUUCGAGCUUGGAAAUAUGAAGAAAUAGACUGGAGUAAAAAGUGAUGGCUCAAUGCCCCAUAGUGCACUGGGGUUCCAAAAUGAGGACUGGUGCAUAGGAUCUUAAGAGGAAGAGGGAGAAAGGUAAAUUCAGUGUUUAACACUUAAUUGUCACCUGAAACCUUAAGUGCAAAUAUUUGCACCGUUUUCUGAAGCAGUGGACAGGUGCAUAAAGCUGUAUUAUAUAUAGAAAGCAGGUAGGUGACGUACUGUUGGGUCAUAGGAUAAUUACAAUGAAGGUUAUUUGCCUACUGUAUAUUUGUGUAUUUAGUGUAAUUACUUUGUAAAAUAGAAAACUGUAACUAUUUAGGUUGUACAGAUUGAAGUUUAGUUGUUUCAUUGGCUGAUCUGAAGAAGUUUGGAAAGUCUUUUUUUUUUUUUUUAAGCUACAUAAAUAAGAAUGCACCUACGCAACUGUUCAGAAUUUGGCAGAUUUAUGCUGUUUGUGUAACUUCUGAAGUUCCCUGGCUGCUGAUUAUCUUGAAGUAAAUCUUUGUUCAUUGUAGUUUGGUUCAAGACAGGAAAAACCACUCCAAAAACUAUCAAACCCUGCUAGCAAAGAAUUAAAAAAAAAAAUAAAUAAAAUUGGAUUUCCCAGUAUGGAUUUUUGCAUAUGAUCUGUAUAGUAGUAUGCAUAUGUUUUUGUGCAUGUUCUCUAAACAGUUGUAACACGUCAAUGUAUUUAACUGUUGCACUUGUCAACUUUCAAUAAAGCAUACAAUGUUGAUAAA